This is a messenger RNA of Symbiodinium necroappetens, 2164 nucleotides long. The record is from the annotation of a GenBank genome assembly. NCBI's taxonomy places the organism in Eukaryota, Dinophyceae, Suessiales, Symbiodiniaceae.
GAGCCCCAAGACGCCUCAUCAAGGGCAGCUGACGAUCCUCGUCAAGUACGUGAAGUUCCAGGGCUAUUACAUCAUGGAGGACUACAACGUGAACCCCCGCAUCACGGUGUCCCUCAGCCAGGAAACAACUGGAACAGAUCGCAACUGGGUGGACAUCAAGCGAUGGGACCCACGUGGGGUCUUCAAGAAAGAUGCCGUGUCCGUGACCCAACAGGGGGCAUUCGGUGGCGUCAUCCUGUUCGAGCGGACCAUGAAGAAGAAGACGUAUGGAGGCGGCAAGGAACUUGGGCAGUGGAUCCGGCAUGGUGACGGCCAGGGCUACGUGCCCGGUGAGGGCAAGGAAAGCGGCAAAUGGGAGUGGAACAAGACCUGGGGUCUGCAGCACUCCCCGCCGGAUCUCCGGGUUCACCCUGACUUUGUGCAGAACGAGUCGCGCAGGAACACGAUUGACAUGACGGGCGUCCGGCUUAUCGUCUCCCAACUCUUGCAGAGGUGCCUGCUGAACAUGUCCAACAGACAGGCUCUCCUGAUUGCAGAUAGCAUCUUCAAUCGCGCCGGGGCUGUGCCUGGUAUUGCACAAGCCGUUCUCGUGAAAGCGAGCAACGCCGAUUUCGGUGUUUACGCGGACAAGAGGACUUGGCUUUGUGAGCAUGGCUUGGCGCAGAUCCUGGAGAAGCUUACUACUGCGCACCCCUAUGUGGACGUGACAAAGGAGAUUGUUCUGGAGCACGAGCGGCAGGUGUCUUGCAACGGUGGCAACAUCAACCUCUUCGCGUCGAGCUACAUGAAGGAGAAGCUCAACUUAAGCGCAAUGGGGAUUUCCGACCCCUAUGUGAAGGACAACAAGGUUCUGUUCAUCCGCUACAUCCGUGCUGGUGACGGCCAACGAUGCACACAGGCCGUCGCGGUUGACCCGGAUGGCAGUGUGACGCCUGAUUCGGAGGUGAAGAUGGACCUCCUCGCCACCGAAGGUCCCAGCGAUGAGGAGCUCGUUCCUGGAAAGCGUCUCUACCUCACCUACGAGGGUGCGAAAAAGCACAACCUCAACAGCGCUGAGAAAACCUGCUUCAAAAGGAUCUCCACGAGUACCAUUGGAGACAAGACGAGGACUGUGGUGCACCUCGAGUUACCGAACGUCCUGGACAGCUUGGACAUUCCCAAAGAGAUUAGUGUCGACCUCGUGGACAUAUGGGAGUGGGAGCGCAUUCCUUUAAAGCAGGUCUACCUCGACGGUGCGAAGGUCAAAGUGAAGAAGGUUUCCACCACAGCCCUAAAGACCAGCGUAGAUGUCGAGCUGCUGGAGAGACGGGAAGUUACACUCAACCCGGAGCACAUACAGGUGAAGUUGGACCUUCGCGUCCCUGCCGGUCAAAGUCAGCAGGUGCUUGCCCCUGGAACACGUGUCCAUCUCACGAACGAGGGCGCACGCAAGCACAACGUUGCCGCCACUGAGAAAGCGCUUGUUCAGAAGGCCUUCAAUGAUGAGCAGAAGACCAUCGUCCACCUCCAGCUGCCGGACAAGAAAGACGAGAGUGGAGUUUCCAAAGAAAUUCAAGUGGACCUUGUGGACAUUACUGCCAAGGAAUGGGAGAGUGUUCCUUCAAAGCAGGUCUACCUCACCUCCCAGGGCGCACAAAAGCUCGACAUCUCCGGCAGUACAGUUUCAAGGGUCACGGUCACGGUGAAGAAGGUUUCCACCACGUCAAACCAAAAGACCGACAUGCUCGUCGAACUGUUAGUCCCCAAAGAAAAAACAGUCGACCCGGCGGACUUACAGGUGAAGCUGGACCCCUCUGCAGAGCAGGGUGAGGAGGGGCCUCGUCACACCAAAGCAGUCGCUUUGGGCUGUUUGGUUCAGCAGGUUUGGGGUUCAGGUGCAGUCUGUGUCCUGUCGUUGCGACGCAUGACCCUGUUAAUUGACCGCAAGCAGACCUCUGGGCCCAAGCUCCAAGGUAUCUGUUUUGUGCUUUGUGGCUUGCAGGAGUUUGCUCCUGGAAGACGCGUCUACCUCAGCUACGAGAGCGCGCGCAAGCACAACGUCGACAGCAAUGACAAGACCUAUGUGAAGAAGGUUGCGGCUGCGAAAGACAACAAGAACAAGACCAUGGUAUACCUCGAGCUGCCGGACGAAAAGGAAGUGGCUGUCGAGCCUGUGGAGAUCCAG